Molecule: messenger RNA, 720 nt
Organism: Phycomyces blakesleeanus NRRL 1555(-)
Lineage: Eukaryota; Fungi; Mucoromycota; Mucoromycetes; Mucorales; Phycomycetaceae
Exons: 5
Coding region: 1-720 (239 amino acids)
Biological process (GO): chromosome segregation; mitotic spindle organization; kinetochore assembly
Cellular component (GO): nucleus; kinetochore
Molecular function (GO): kinetochore binding
Source: RefSeq, a predicted model, not a curated record
AUGGAAUCCUCAUCUCAAGAAAUUCUCACAUCUAAGGAACGACAAAUCCUAAAUUCUCAGAGAGAAAUCGACUGGCUCCAACGACAGAUUCAGAAAUACGAAAAAGAUUUUGAAACUCCAGCUCCAUCAACGAGCAAUGUGAGCCAUGAUGUCAAUGAGGAUCUUGUGCGAUAUAAAGCUAGAGUAGAUGAAUUACGUUCCGAAGUUAGCGCAUUCUCUCAGUUUAACCUCGGAAAGAAUCAUAUUGUUCAAAACCUCGAAGCUUCUCACUUCACACGCCAAGCACUCUACCCAGACAGUUCGGACCACGCGAGAUUAAUGCAAAGUCAGCCAGUGCAAGUUGCGAUAGACAAAAGAGAUGCUCUCGUAGUUGAGUUCAUGAAGGAAUUUGAAGAGUUACGAGCAAUCAAAGAACAACUGUCUGUAGUAGAGCGCCAGGUUCUUGCACUACACCAGGAAAACAGACAACAAAUGGAAUCUAUUGAAAUGGUAACUGGUAUACCAUUAACCGGUCCAAUUGGUUCUAGUGAUAUGAGUAGUCAACUAUCUUCUGAAGGGAGCCAAGGGCGCAUGAGACAAGAUGGUUUGAAGGACAUGCAAUAUCACUUGGAGGUCACACGAAACGUGCUACUGAAGCUUAUAAUGGAGAGUAAUAUCGAUUGGGCCAGUGACCCUCAUUGGCUAGAGGUCGUACUUCGUAUAGGAACCGAGUUAAAUUAG